AUGGAGGAGGCCUGCGAGAUCGCGCGCCUGCCGGAGGAGCUCGUCUCGGCGGCGCUGGCCCGCACGUCCCCGCGCGACGCCUGCCGGGCCGCGGCGGUGUCCCCGGCCUUCCGCGACGCGGCCGACUCCGACGCCGUCUGGGCCCGCUUCCUGCCCCCCGGCGGCCUCCCGCCGCUCGCCGACGGGGAGCUGGCCGGCCCCGCCCCGCCCUCCUCCAAGAAGGAGCUCUUCCUCCGCCUCUCCGCCGGCCCCGCCCUCCUCCAGGACAGGACGCAGAGUAUGUGGCUGGACAGGGAGACCGGCGCCAAGUGCUACAUGCUGUCCGCCAGGAACCUCUUCAUCGUGUGGGGCGACACGCCGCAGUACUGGACCUGGAUCCCGCUCGAGGACUCCAGGUUCUCCGAAGGUGCUCAACUCAUGCAUGUUUGCUGGUUCGAGAUCCGCGGGAAGAUACAUAGCAGCAUGCUCUCCCAGUACACGACCUAUGCCGCCUACAUGGUCUUCAAGACGACCGAUAAUUUCUAUGGGCUGGAUUUUCCAGUCCAGGAGGCAUCGAUCAGCGCCGGAGCAACCAACUCAACCCGCAAGGUUUGCCUCCAAGGUAAUGAUGACGACGACGGCGAGGGUGGGGUGCCCGAGAACUACCGGCCGAUGGUUCCCUUUCCGCGGCUAAGACUCAGGAGAAGGAACCGCCGCGUAGUAUCCCACGAAGAGAAUGUCACGCUCCCACAGCAAAGGGCCGACGGGUGGAUGGAGCUGGAGCUGGGCGAGUUCCUCAACGAGGGGGUCGACGACGGCGAGGUGUCCAUCAGCCUGGUGGAGACGAAAGGCGGGAACUGGAAGAGCGGCCUCAUCGUGCAGGGCAUCGAGAUCAGACGGAAGAAAUCGGGCUGA
Messenger RNA from Triticum turgidum subsp. durum (durum wheat), 894 nucleotides. Lineage: Eukaryota; Viridiplantae; Streptophyta; Magnoliopsida; Poales; Poaceae. The record is from the annotation of a GenBank genome assembly.